AUGAAGCUGGAGUCUGGUUGGUGUCUCAAGCUGGCACUGCUGGUUUUCGGUUGCUUCUUUACAUUGCUCGGGAGCGUGCUGGUGAGGCAUGCGGAAGUGUUCGUCCAGCGGCACGCGCGGCGACAUCGGAUUGCCGGCCUUUGCUAUUUGGCAUGGCUCGUGGCGGGGUUUGUGGACCUUGUGAGCCCGAUUAGCAUCAAUCGGGCGAUGUACCACUUGGUUCUUGGUGUGCUUGGCGUGACUGUGACGCUCACCGCCGCGUUUGAUUUCAGAUUCCACGACCGGGUGCGGAAUGUGGCUUCGGGGACGCUAGAGAAGCACGCCACCGUGACCUUCUCGGAGAUGAUCGAGCACAGCUUCUACCAAGGCCUCAACUUGGCACAGAUUUUGAUGUUUCAUGCGCUCGAGCAACGACGGUGGACCUUGUGGCAGCGCUGGGCGAUGCUUGCUUUGGUCACUGCGCCUUGGCUCUUCCGCUCCCACUUUCCGGUCAACAGCUUUUCCAAGAAUUAUCACUCCGUGCCCCUUCAAAAGUACAGCGUCGAGCUUCUUUUGUACCGGAUCAAGAAGUGGCAGUACGUGUUCUACAAGCAUGCCCUGCUACACGGCCUCAAUGUGAGCGUGGCCCUGUCGCCGAGGCCAAUCAAGAUCACAUCAAAGCCGCUCUUUCAACUGUACUGGCUGGCCCUCAACACGUCAUAUGUAAUGGAGUUCUUCUUGCAGACCCUUGUGAAGAAGGGCAAGCUGAGCCAAGGCAGCCACCUUUGGCUGCAGCGCCUGCUUAUGAGUGUGUCUUCCAUCGCUGCUGCAUAUGUCUUGUUGGACUUUGUGUACCUCCCCAUCGAGAUGGAGGCGCUGCAGGGCCGCUGGGUGGCCAGAGCGGCCACCUGCGAGGCGCUGCAAGAGGCGCUGCAGACGCGGCCUGCGGUUCUGCACAUCUCUGCGCACACCUUCUCGGCAAGGCGGCUGCUGCUGCUGGAGGACGGGGUGAGCCAAGCGCACGAGCUGAACGUGGAGCAGCUCGAGAAGAUGGGCCCGUGGAAGGAGCUGGGGGUGCUGGUGCUGCACUGCUGCGGCUCCCAGUGGCUUGCGGAGCAUCUGGGCUGCCGCGCCCUCUGCUGCAGCGAGGAGGUGGACGACCGAGCAGUGUGCGUCUUCUGCCGCAGCUUCUACCUCUGGCUGCCGGAGGGUCUGCACACGGCCUUCGAGCGCGCUAAGAACGCGCUGGGCUUUGGGCCGGAUGUGGGCCUGCGCGCUGAGGCCAAGAAGUUUGUGCUGCUGCCCGGGAAGAAGGACUUCAGCCUGGGGCCCUGCUUGGGCACCGGGGUGGCGUGGCCAAAGCUGCCGCGCAUACAGGACUACUUCUGUGAGGUGCAAACCAUGCUGCAGAUUGCUGCUGCGCUGUCUGACGAGGGCCGCCGCCGUGCGAUCCUGCUGCUGGGCGGCCCGGGCUAUGGAAAGACGGCCUUCUGCCGGGAGUUCGGCUACCACUACUCCGGCCCGGGUCGCCUCUUCGGGAAUCGCGUGGGCUUCGCUGGCGGUCAGGCGCUGAGCAGGUCGCCGCAGUUGGCUCAGGAUCUGGAAGAGAUGGUGAGACAUGGCGACGAGCGCCAGCUCUUGGUCAUCGACGAUGUCCACUUGGUCGAGGACAAGGAAGGGCUGCGGUGCGCGCUGGAAGGCAUGUUGCAGAGACACCAUGCCCUGCGCCUGCUGCUGACGUCUCGCCAGAUGCUGGGAGGCAGCUGGGCGAUGCUGGACCACGGGAAGGUGGUCCAGGUGCACACGCCGGUGCUGUCCACUGAGGACUGCGCGGAGCUCUUCUUGCGGCGCAGCCACCGCAUCCUGAGGUUCGGGGACUUCGAGGAGGGUGGCAGCAAGGAGGUCGUGGAGCGCCUCAAAGCCAAGGAACUGCUGCAGUCCUUGGACUGGCUGAAGGCCUUGCGACACAUGCCAGGGCGACUGGUGGAGUGGGCUGCCGUUGUGAACACCUCGCUACCCAGCUUGCUGAAGCACCCAUUCCUGGCAUCGGAAGCUGAAGCGCGAGGUCUCGCGCGCAAAACGCGACAGACCCGGCUGUACUACAUCCGCGACAAUGCAGGUCUCUCCAAUGUGCGCUUGCAGUUCGAAACCCUCGUGGCGACUGCCGCAAUCUUCAACAAGGAGCUAAUGAUCCCGCCGCCCAGCACCAUCGACCACAUGGACGAGGCCUUCAUCGAAACCGAUGUCUACUCUGAGAAGGCUCUGCGUGAGGUCAUCAACUUCCAACUCCGACAAGGAGUGGAUUUGGUGCGCGACUGGUGCCCGCCCGACAGCUUCCACUUAGUGACAACUCGUAUCGAGGAGGUGGACUUUCGGACGAUCCCGCUGGACAAGGACUGGUGUUUCGGUCAGAUGGAGACGAGGAUCUCCCACUUCGAGUGUCUCCUGGGCAUCUCAAAUGAGCAGCGCACCGCCGCGACGCAGGCGGUCUUCAAUGGCCUGCAGAUUCGCGGGGACCUGCUGAAGGAGGCAGGGCAGAUCCUCCAGUCUCAGAAGCUUCAUCCUGGCAGAUACGCAGCAGCCCACAUCAGGCGCGCAGACUUCAGCUCUUUUCGACCAGAGCUCUUUCAGUCCAUGAAGAUGGAAGGCGGCAUGGGGGAGGUGCUGAACACCUACACCCACAACGUGCCCCUCAUCGUCGCGACCGAUGCGGCGCCAGGUGACGCCGCCUUUCAGGACAUUGUGAAGCAUGCCAAAGCAUCCAGGGUCUUGUCCACCGCCCAGAUGACCGGCGCGAAGCCGCGCACGCUGAAAGCGGCGCUGUUGGACCUGAUUCUUUGUGCAGAAGCGGGAACCUUCAUCGGUACGCCUGACUCGACCUUCUCCAACUCCAUCCACACCUUGCGUCGAAAGAUGGAGAUCUGCCGACAGCAGCCGGAUCCAGAGAGGCGAGCGGCAGUGUCCUUCCUCAGCGUGAAGCAGACGGUUCGCCGUGGGCAGCUGAAGCUUCAGAACCUUUGGUUCCAGGAGGGCCAGCUCAGUGUGGUGGGCAGGGCGAGCGCUUCGCAACUCCAGAUGCCACAGAAUCCGAUGAUGUGCUGGACCAAGGUGGCUCAGUUCUCAGAGCUCCCGCCUGGAGCGGCGCCCCUUGGCCUCGAGAGAACCGCGGUUUGUCGCGGGGUGCGCUCGCGCGGCGAGUCGCCAGAGGGGGGCGGGGCGCGGGCACGUCAAAGCGCGCUGCCCAGUUUCGGGCCGGAUCGACAUGGCAAGACAUCAGUGAAAGACGACAUGGCAAUCGCGGAGCAUCGCGGUCGCCGCGGCGGCGCGGCCUCCCAGACUCACCGAUGGCAUCUUGUCUCCGCACGGCGCUCGGGCGCUUCGGUCACGCCGGGGCAAAGUGACGUAGCUCCUGGCGCGUCCAGAGCCUCCACAGCCGCGGCCAAGGUGACCGCUGCAGCUGCUGCGGAUCGCAUGGCGCCCUUGAGCCGAGUGCAGGCAAUCCUCGAGACUCAACAGAAAGACUUCAAUAGUUCGAUGGAAGAGAUGCGAGACAAGAUUUGCUCGCUGAUGCAUGCUGGGCCACAGCAGGUGACCAGCAUGAACAGCGUUGCCACGAUCGCCACUCCCACCAGCUGUACGAACAGCGCGUGCUCCAGCAGACCAGCGAAGGCGGCUGCGCCUUCGCCGGAACUUGCAGAGGCGAGCAACCUGCGCGAACAUGCGUGUUGGCUGUGGUCCCGACUGGGCGUUUCGCUGAUGUCUCUGGCCGAUCGCAACGCGUUGCUCGAGGACGAGAACAAGCGAUUGAAGCAGGAGCUGGAGACCCUCGACCAGAACAUCCGCAAAACGCAAGAGGCCAUCGAGCAGCAAAGACUGCUGCACCAGAAGGCGCCACAGGUAGAACCGCUGUCCUUGGCUGCGCCUGCGGCGCAACAUGUGCAGCAUGUGCCGAAACCCGAGGGACCCCAGGCACGCUGA
Molecule: messenger RNA, 3957 nt
Organism: Effrenium voratum
Lineage: Eukaryota; Dinophyceae; Suessiales; Symbiodiniaceae
Source: the annotation of a GenBank genome assembly